Messenger RNA from Chironomus riparius, 1004 nucleotides. NCBI's taxonomy places the organism in Eukaryota, Metazoa, Arthropoda, Insecta, Diptera, Chironomidae. The record is from the annotation of a GenBank genome assembly.
AAGCAAUCAGUAAUCAUUGAAAGUCAUUAUUUCUUUUGUCUCUCAGUAGUAUCGUCAGUUUUCGUCGAAGGACAAGAAUUAACACAAAAUGCGUCUCGUAAUUUUACAAAAUAGUGCUACCGUUGGAGAAUGGUCGGCAAAAUAUGUUAUGAAGAGAAUCAAUGACUUCAAGCCUGGCCCGGAUAAAUAUUUUGUUCUGGGAUUGCCAACUGGAAGCACUCCAUUGGCAAUGUACAAGAAACUAAUUGAAUUCCACAAAGCAGGAAGAAUUUCAUUUAAAUAUGUUAAAACUUUUAAUAUGGAUGAAUAUGUUGGUUUGCCACGAGACCAUCCAGAGAGCUAUCAUUAUUAUAUGUGGAAUGAAUUUUUUAAGCAUAUUGAUAUCGUUCCCGAGAAUGUUCACAUUCUCGACGGUAAUGCAGAAGACUUAGUUGCUGAAUGCAACCUUUUUGAAGAAAAAAUCAAGGAAGCUGGUGGUAUUGAGCUUUUCAUUGGUGGAAUUGGCCCUGAUGGUCAUAUUGCGUUUAAUGAACCAGGUUCAUCCUUAACAAGCCGUACUCGUGUCAAGACUUUAGCACAAGACACAUUGGAAGCAAAUGCUCGAUUCUUUAACAAUGACAUUUCAAAAGUUCCACAGUCGGCAUUAACUGUUGGUGUUGGGACUGUUAUGGACGCAAAAGAAGUAAUGAUUCUCAUUACCGGAGCACACAAGAGUUUUGCUUUGUAUAAAGCAAUUGAAGAUGGUGUGAAUCAUAUGUGGACUGUUAGUGCAUUUCAGAUGCAUCCAGCAACUCUCUUCAUAUGUGAUGAAGAUGCCACGCUUGAGUUGAGAGUUAAAACUGUGAAAUAUUUUAAGGGACUGAUGGGCGUUCAUUCGAAACUAAUUGAAGGCAUUUAAAGACAAUCAUAUUUACUCAAUGACCUAAAUUUAUGUGUAUUUACUUUAUGACAUUCAUAAUUAUGAGAAACUGAUAGGAAUAAAGAUUAAUAUUUUUAUAUACGGG